AGCCCAGCCCGCGAGCCAGCCUCGAUCCCCGCGGCCCGCCGAGGCUCAGAGCCAUCCAGCGAUCCGGCGAGUGGCCUCAGGCCCCGCCAUGGGGAAGACCAACAGCAAGCUGGCCCCCGAGGUGCUGGAGGACCUGGUUCAGAACACGGAGUUCAGCGAGCAGGAGCUGAAGCACUGGUACAAGGGCUUCCUGAAGGACUGCCCCAGCGGCAUCCUCAACCUCGAGGAAUUUCAGCAGCUGUACAUCAAGUUCUUCCCCUACGGCGACGCCUCCAAGUUCGCGCAGCACGCUUUCCGCACCUUCGAUAAGAACGGCGACGGCACCAUCGACUUCCGAGAGUUCAUCUGCGCCCUUUCGGUCACCUCCCGCGGCAGCUUCGAGCAGAAACUCAACUGGGCCUUUGAGAUGUACGAUCUGGACGGCGAUGGCCGCAUCACGCGUCUGGAGAUGCUGGAGAUCAUCGAGGCUAUCUACAAGAUGGUGGGCACUGUGAUCAUGAUGCGUAUGAACCAAGAUGGGCUCACACCCCAGCAGCGUGUGGACAAGAUCUUCAAGAAGAUGGACCAGGAUAAGGAUGACCAAAUUACGCUGGAGGAGUUCAAGGAGGCGGCCAAGAGUGACCCAUCGAUUGUGUUGCUGCUGCAGUGUGACAUGCAGAAGUAGAGGCUGGUGAGGGGCAUGGCCCCUGGCCAGGAGGGGCAUGGCCACCUCCCAACCUGAUGACCUCUGGCUGGCCUUCCCCUGGGGAGGGGCAUUCUAGCCUCAGUCUCUGGUGUACCCACUCCUCUGCCUAAGUCCUUCCUCCCCUCAGUCAAGAUCCUUGGGGGACCACCUUACCUUGCAGGAGAGACAGGUCCUCAGAUAUCCUGUCGUUUAGCCCCAACCCCAGCCUUGGUCCAGAAUCAACAUCAAAUGGGAAGAGAGGAGUUGGCUU
Otolemur garnettii (small-eared galago) is the source of this 935-nucleotide messenger RNA. It is a transcript of the gene HPCAL4, whose product is annotated as hippocalcin like 4. The coding region runs from base 89 to 664 and encodes 191 amino acids. The record is from RefSeq and is a predicted model, not a curated record. The transcript is spliced from 4 exons. Lineage: Eukaryota; Metazoa; Chordata; Mammalia; Primates; Galagidae. Gene Ontology annotation, molecular function: calcium ion binding.